AAAAAACAAUGAAUUUACAAUUUUAAUAAUGAAAAUAUUCGUGUCAAAUAAAAAUUUAAAGACAAGGUAAUCUAAAAAAGUUAUUAAAAUGCUGUACCGUACGUGUAACUUACGGAAUAUUAUUGGUUGUAAAUUAAAUCAUUACAACUUGGAUCAAUGGUAUUAUUUACAAGUGUCAUUAGGAAAACGCCACUCCAGUAUUUUUUUUAAGCAAUUCAGAUCUAGGGCUGACAAUUAUUAUAAAUUACUAUAUAACAAUAAUUAUAAUAAUUUAAAUGUCUGUGAUAAGAAAAAUCUCGAUAAAAUUUUAAAAGUUAAACAGACAAGUACCGUAAUUACAAGAUUGUCAUCAAAUACCAAUAAAUCAACAUCAUCAUCAUCAUCUGAUGAUAAUGAUGAUGAUGAUGGUGAUAAUGAUGAAAUAGUUAAAUUAAAGAAAGAAUUAAAAACAACAAUAAAAAAUAAAAUUGUUGAAUUUAAAAGUAAAGAAGUAGGAAUUGUUAAAGAGCGUGUUCUAGAAUCCGUUCCCUCACCAAAUGACAAUGAUAAUAUUAAUAAAAUGAUAGAAGGUGAUGCCGGAAAAAAAGCUAUUCAUCCAGAUGUUAUAAAAGCAAAAACACUACGGGUUGAUCUUUCAGCAGAAUCACUAGAAAGAAAUUUUAUAACGCCAGUACGAGCAAUGGUGGAUUUUUUAUUAAAACCAUCAGAUUUAGAAUCAUUACCAAAGACAAAACGAAGAUCACCCUAUGAAGAUAAGCCACCUAUUACUGUUUAUUGGAGAAAAGACGUUGAAGCUAAAGCUUUUGAGGUGUGGGGCUCACGUGAAGCUUUGAUGAAAGAACGGAUUAAAAAAGAAGUUGAACACAAAACUUAUCAACAAAAUAUUUUUACAAUUAAAAGGCGUAUGAAGGAUAUAAGAAAAGAAGUGAGUAAUGAAAAAAAAAUUAAAGAAAGAGAAGGGCUGUUAGGUAGUUCGGGUAAAGUUGUAUUGACAGCUGUUAUUAUAAAUGGAAGUAAUUUUCUAUUCAAAUUGGUGGCGUGGAUUUAUACUGGCUCGCACAGUAUGUUUUCAGAGUGUAUACAUUCCGCAGCUGAUACAUUUAAUCAAUUAAUUUUAGCAUAUGGAAUACACAAAUCUGUCCAAAAUCCAGAUGCAGAUCAUCCGUAUGGUUAUACAAAUAUGAAACACGUAUCAUCAUUAAUAUCAGGCGUUGGAAUAUUUUGUGUUGGUACUGGAUUAUCAAUUUAUCAUGGAAUUCAUGGUAUAUUAUUUCCAAAUCCCGUGGAAUCAUUUUACUUGGCGUAUUUAGUACUAGCAGGUUCCCUUGUGUCCGAAGGAGCAACUCUGUUAGUUGCUAUUAAUUCAAUAAAAAAAGGAGCUGAAGAUAAAAAUAAACCCUUUAAAGACUAUGUACUGAUGGGUCAUGAUCCAUCGGUAAACGUUGUACUUAUGGAAGACUUUGCAGCCGUUAUAGGUAUUGGAUUGGCCGGAUGCAGUAUGGGACUUACAUCCUAUCUUGGUAAUCCUAUCUACGAUGCCAUUGGAUCGUUACUUGUUGGUGGUUUACUUGGUGGUGUUGCUUCAUUUAUUAUUUAUACAAAUGUUGCUGCUUUGGUCGGUCGUAGUAUUCCUCAAGAAAAUCUUGAUAAAAUAAAUUCGGAGAUAGAAUCUGAUGUUAUGGUACGUGCUAUUUAUGACGUCAAGGGUAUUGAUAUGGGAAAUAAUCUUGUCCGAUACAAAGCUGAAAUUGAUUUUGAUGGUCGUGAACUUACCAGAGCUUACCUUGAUAAACAUGAUUUGACCGCAAUGUUAGAAGAAGUUAAAAAGAUGAAAAGUAUCGAUCAACUGGAACCAUUUUUAUUAAAACACGGUGAGAGUAUUGUCGAUAUGUUAGGCGGUGAAAUUGAUAGAAUUGAAUUGAAACUCAAGAAAAAUCACCCAGAAAUACGGCACUGUGAUUUGGAAAUUCUAUAAAAGUAAUUUAUAAUUUAUAAUUUUAACAGUGAUGAAUGUAAAUAAAUAUUUAAUUUAAAAAAUAUUAAAUAGCUUUAAGAGCUAAUAGUAUUGCUUGUGUGAUUGAAUUUGAAAGAGAUUCAUUAGAAUUUUAUAAUUUUGUCUGCUUUAUACAAAACUUUAUGGUAUAGAAAAAAAUUCUCAUGGCUAUAAUAAGAUUCUAUAUUUAAUAAAUAAUUUAAUUAAUUUUAUUUAUUUAUAAAUAUACAUAAGGUUGAUAACAAAUAAAAAUUACAAACUAAUCAAAGUUUAAUUUACUCAUACUUUGUGCUUCAAAUUUAUCAACCCAAGCCAAGUAGUAUUGAAUAUUUUUAAAAAUAAAGUUGUAAAUGUUUUUUUGUUAAUUUACAACAUUUAAAAUAAUUUAUUUGAAAUUUUUUACGCAGAGUUGAUCUAUUUGAUUUUGAAACAUUGGUAGUGUAAUUAUUUAAUUUGUCAAUUAAAACAUAUAAAUCCGAUAAAACAGCUUUCAAAUAAUAUAAUAUAAUAUAUUAUUUUAUCGUUAAUCGGUCGUUGAAUAAUUUUAUUUACAGAAGUAAUAACUAAAGUUUCACCAUUAUUUUCAGGCAGUAUGUUACAUUCAAUAGAUUUUUUUAAUUACCGUUUGUGCAGCUAGUUUGUCAUCAUUGAAUACUUUAUCACCACCUAUUAUAUCGUUUAAUUGUAAAAAAAUUUUAUAUUAAUUCACCUCUUUUAACUAUUAGAGGCGCUGAAAUUUGAGUUUCCGGCGCUACAAAUAAAAAUUAAAAUUCUUUCUUUUACAUUUAUUCUUGUUUUAAUGAAAAUUUAAUGAAUUAAUGUUUGUUAUUCAACUAAUGAUUAUUUAAUCAGUAUACGUAGAUUUAAUUAUCGCAGUUUGAGUUGUGUAACGAUAAUUAUUAUAGUUGAUAAUUAUUUUUCCGUGUCAUAUAAGAUGACACAGAUAAAAGUGUGAUAAAAAAAGAAGCCAGUUAAGUUUUAAUUUUUAAUGUGAUUGACUGCUGUUAUAUGUAUAGUAAAAUCAGAUUUAAUAAAUUUUCGUUUAUCGCGGUUAUAUCUGCAGACUA
Messenger RNA from Cotesia glomerata, 3060 nucleotides. RefSeq names its product zinc transporter 9 (gene ZnT49B). Gene Ontology annotation, cellular component: membrane. Gene Ontology annotation, biological process: transmembrane transport; zinc ion transport. Lineage: Eukaryota; Metazoa; Arthropoda; Insecta; Hymenoptera; Braconidae. The coding region runs from base 89 to 1975 and encodes 628 amino acids. Gene Ontology annotation, molecular function: monoatomic cation transmembrane transporter activity. The transcript has 10 exons. The record is from RefSeq and is a predicted model, not a curated record.